UGAGGAUACUUCCGAAUCUAAAUUAGAUGAUAUUCCCGCGUCUAAUAUAUCUGAUAACUCUGAUGUACAAGAAGUGACGAAGUCUCAAAUCUCCGGGUCAUCUCCAACCCGAUACUCUGAAUCGUCUAUUCAUAUAAAGCCCAAAUCGCUGGAAGAUAAAUCGGUUGAUUAUUUUCUGAAUCUUAUACAUAAAGAACAGAUUAGCAACGAGAUUAUAGAAAGAAAACGGGAAAAAAAGCUAUUACGAAAUAAUGAAACAUCUAAUAACCAAGACUUAUCUUCGGAUAAUAAAUUGCCGGAGCAAUCCAAUUCAUCGUGUGUCGUAAAAACUGUUACAGUGGAAACAGAGGAUUCUAUUGUUGCUAAAAAUAAUGAACUUACACCUUCUGAGAGCGAAGCUCAUUGUUCCACAAUAAUAAAAAUUCCCUAUAAUCAGAAAGUAGAACGGGGUUUAAUAAGUGAAUUGCUUGAAUUUAUUGCCGAAGGCAGUCACGAGAUGGCUAGGAGCAACGACACCAUGGUCCCACAAAAUUCGCAUUCUAUAUCUGGAAAACAAAUUUUUGACUUAUUUAAGAAAAAUAUGGCAUAUGUGGGUGAUUUAACUAUAGAAACUAAAAUAUGUGAAGAAACUUUACCGGAAAUGGAGGUAAGUACAAUGAAAACCAAGGUGGAUACAUCACCCGAAUCAUGCCAAACUAUAUCACAG
Messenger RNA from Ambispora gerdemannii, 706 nucleotides. The record is from the annotation of a GenBank genome assembly. NCBI's taxonomy places the organism in Eukaryota, Fungi, Glomeromycota, Glomeromycetes, Archaeosporales, Ambisporaceae.